Fragaria vesca subsp. vesca is the source of this 1715-nucleotide messenger RNA. RefSeq names its product glucan endo-1,3-beta-glucosidase 14-like. The transcript has 3 exons. Gene Ontology annotation, cellular component: plasma membrane. The record is from RefSeq and is a predicted model, not a curated record. Gene Ontology annotation, molecular function: hydrolase activity, hydrolyzing O-glycosyl compounds. Bases 241 to 1398 code for a protein of 385 amino acids. Gene Ontology annotation, biological process: carbohydrate metabolic process. Lineage: Eukaryota; Viridiplantae; Streptophyta; Magnoliopsida; Rosales; Rosaceae.
ACAGUGUAAACGAAAACAGAGCCAGCCACCAUCCUCCAUUAAAGAAAUGCGCAGAGAUAGCUUCUUUUUUUUGACACGAACAACAGAGGAGGCUUUAUUGCUGUCUGUCCCUAUAUAUAUAAAGCCAAACCUCCAUUGUUAGGUGGCAAAAGCGAUACGCCGGUUGCUGGGAUUGCAGGGGAAAGAAGCAGUGGUGGGUGAAGCUGAAGCUCUCUGGAGGCCAAGAAGAUCCGAUCAGUAAUGGCAAGCUUCACCUACACUGUCCUAUUCAGAAUUAUUCUGGUCCUUCUUAGUCUCUCAGAUUCAGCUCUGUUCCAUGUGCAGAGCUUAAGCUACGGCAUCAACUACGGCCAAAUCGCCAACAACCUGCCUUCCCCAUCCCGAGUAGCGGUGCUCCUCCAGUCCCUCAACGUCAGCAGAGUCAAACUCUACGAUGCCGAUCCCAACGUCCUCCAAGCCUUCUCCAACUCCGAGGUCGACUUCAUCAUCGGCCUCGGAAACGAGUUCCUCCCCAACAUGACUGACCCUCUCAAGGCCCAGAAUUGGAUCCAACAACACGUCACCCCUCACCUCCCUCAGACCAAAAUCUCCUUCAUCCUCGUCGGCAACGAAGUCCUCGGCGGCAACGACACCAAGCUCAUGUCGUAUCUCCUCACCGCAAUGCAAUCCGUCUACGCCGCUCUUGUCAACCUCGGCCUUUCCAAAACCGUCACCGUCGUCACCGCGCAUUCCCUCAAUAUUAUGGGAAGCUCGUACCCGCCGUCGGCGGGGACUUUCCGGGAAGAUCUCGCACAAUAUAUCCAACCACUUCUGAACUUCCACUCACAAAUCAAUGCCCCUUUUCUCAUAAACGCGUAUCCUUAUUUCGCUUACAAGGAUAGUCCUAAUGAAGUUCCAAUAGAGUACGUGCUUUUUCAGCCAAACUCCGGCAUGAAUGAUUCCGGAACUAAUCUUCACUACGAUAACAUGCUCGAUGCUCAGAUUGACGCUGUGUACGCCGCAAUGAAAGUGAUGGGGCACACUGACAUAGAAGUUCGGAUAUCGGAGACAGGGUGGCCAUCCAAGGGGGAUGAGAAUGAAGCCGGAGCCACGCCGGAGAAUGCCGGGAUUUACAAUGGGAAUCUGCUGAAGAAAAUUGCGGAGAAGAAAGGUACACCAGCCAGGCCUGACAUUCCUAUUGAUACGUACAUUUUUGCUCUGUUUAAUGAGGACUUGAAGCCCGGUCCGGCGUCGGAGAGGAACUACGGGCUGUUUUAUCCGGAUGGGACUCCGGUGUAUAAUAUCGGAGUUGAUAGUUACCUUCCCACGUUAAUCUUUUCGUCAGCAGCUCAUGAUGUUAAUGCUUUGUCCAUCUUCAAUUUUCUGAUAUUUCUUACAGUGUACUUAUUAUGGGAAUAGAAGGUCUCAUACAUUUGUGAAGUUUUGGGAAGCAGGGAGACUGGAGCAACAUGAAGAGUUCCUGGAGAUUUUUUGGGAAGGCAGAAGGAAUUCUGAUGAAUAGGUUAUAGCUUUGAUUUUUAUACUGUAUAUGAAUCCUUCUUCACAUUGAUUUUUAUUAAUUUAUAUAACAAAAGAAGUCAUUAUUGAUCUACUUACACAUUGCUGAACAAUAGAUGGGAAUCAACUUGCAUUCUGUUUCAUUUGUAUCUUCUCGUCUGAUUUGCCUGAUCUGUUAUGUAGAACGUACUAUGAUUGCAUUUACAAUCAUUUUCAAC